AAGACAUUUCGAUAUUGGUCCGCCUUUGCAACGAAAUUUGUAUCAAUUGGGAAAGAACUGGCCUGUGCAUCUUAUGGCGUUCUGACUCUGAGUCCUCAGUCCUCAUCCAAACUGCCCUUCGCUACUGCUGCCUCCCUCUAAUAAUCGAAAAUAUAGUUUUUUUUGUAGCUAGAACUAGAAGACAGUAUUGAGCGAGAAAGUAGAAGAUGUUUGGAUCUGUAGUUAGAUACUUUUCAACGAAACCAAAGCCCAAAAUGAAACCUAUAGAGCUCAAAACACCACCUGAGCAGACACAGACCAUAACAAGGGCAAUCUUCGACAUUGUGAAGGAGCAUGGCCCUCUUACCGUUUCAAAAACUUGGGAAAGGAUUCAGGAAGUUGGCCUUAGAGGAUUGACAGGAAAAAGGCAUAUGAAAAUAGUGUUGAGAUGGAUGAGAGAGAGGCAGAAACUUAGGUUAAUCUGCAAUCAUAUAGGGCCUCACAAGCAAUUUCUUUACACAACUUGGUUCACGAAGCCUGCUGUCAAACAUGCAAAAGUCGUGAAUAGUCCUUCACCACCGAGGUUCCCUUGAAAUUGCACAGUUUCUACUGCCUUGAGGAGCUUUUACAAAUUAUUGUAUCAUUCUAUUGUCUGUCUCUUACAAUCACCCAGUAUUUUAUGCAGAACAAGUUAAAUGUCAGCCGUCUUCAUGCUUAUUUGUUAUUCCUUACAAAUCCAAUGUAGGUACUUGAUGUUUGAGUA
Hevea brasiliensis (rubber tree) is the source of this 742-nucleotide messenger RNA. RefSeq lists its product as uncharacterized. The record is from RefSeq and is a predicted model, not a curated record. The transcript has 3 exons. NCBI's taxonomy places the organism in Eukaryota, Viridiplantae, Streptophyta, Magnoliopsida, Malpighiales, Euphorbiaceae. Bases 207 to 572 code for a protein of 121 amino acids.